AUGGCUGACAAGAAACUUGAGGAAGGAAUGAACAGUGGUCAUAUUAAUUUGAAGGUGAAGGGGCAGCACAGUUCUGUGGUGCAGUUGAAGAUUAAGAGGCAGACAGCACUUAGUAAACUCAUGAAAGCCUAUUGGGAACGACAGUUGGAAAUGGAGGAUGAAGAUACAAUUGGUGUGUUCCAGCAGCAGACAGGAGGUGUCUACUGA
This is a messenger RNA of Arvicanthis niloticus (Nile rat), 207 nucleotides long. NCBI's taxonomy places the organism in Eukaryota, Metazoa, Chordata, Mammalia, Rodentia, Muridae. The record is from RefSeq and is a predicted model, not a curated record.